Messenger RNA from Talaromyces rugulosus, 996 nucleotides. RefSeq lists its product as uncharacterized. The record is from RefSeq and is a predicted model, not a curated record. Gene Ontology annotation, cellular component: chromatin. Gene Ontology annotation, molecular function: DNA-binding transcription factor activity, RNA polymerase II-specific; zinc ion binding; RNA polymerase II cis-regulatory region sequence-specific DNA binding. The coding region runs from base 1 to 996 and encodes 331 amino acids. The transcript is spliced from 3 exons. Gene Ontology annotation, biological process: regulation of transcription by RNA polymerase II; DNA-templated transcription. NCBI's taxonomy places the organism in Eukaryota, Fungi, Ascomycota, Eurotiomycetes, Eurotiales, Trichocomaceae.
AUGCAAUGGAAGAGCUCCUUGCGAAGCCUGUUUAAGCCGGGGAAUUCAGUGCUCGUUGCUCCCAGGACGUCUGGCCAGCCGAACUAUCAACAUACCCCUUAUGCAUCCUCGACACAUCUGGGUCCUGUACACGACUCAGGCUUGACCGAGAAAAGCCCCCGUACAAACCUACCCUAUAUUCAAGCCUACUUUGAGAAGUUUCAUCCCAACUGGCCAUUUCUUCAUCGAGCCACAUUUGACCCUGAUCACGAGCCAGCUUUUCUGCUUCAAUCAGUCAUCAUGAUGGGUUUUUGGGUGAUUGGGGACGAGAACUCUCAGCGUGCAGCCAUGAGUUUGCAUGAGAAUCUCACCUUGUCUAUCUAUCAACAAAAGGAUAAAUGGGAUAUAUCAACCCAGCACUCUCAACAGCAACAAUACCAAGAUGGCACAUCCGGAUCUUUUUCUUCCUGGCUAAUAGCAACAUACCAGGGAAUCCUGCUGCACAUCAUCUUUGCUCUCCUCACAAGCAGUAAAGACCAACUCGACUUUCAAUUAACCCGCCCUCUUCCCGAAAUUCCCACUCAACUUCUCGUCGCCCUCGUCCACAACUGCCUGAAGCGCAACAUGUUCUUCUACCCGUCAAUGCUAGCCCAGUUCAACUCCACCUCCGUCCCCGAAGUUUUCACCUGGCUCGGUAUCGAAGAGGUAAAGCGUUUCGCCCUAGCUCUGUACAAAGUCUGCCGGCAGUGUCGAGUCGAUGAUACUAGACUCUUAGACAGCGACAUGUUUUCCAAUUCCCGACGCGAACCACACUGGCAGGGUGGGUGCCUUCUUUCCCUAUUCGAUUUGCAAUUUGCCCUCCCAGACAGUGAUGAACUAUGGCAUGCUAGUUCAGAUUUGGCUGCCCGGGUGGCGGAGAAUCCAGGUGUAUAUAGCAAUAAGAAUAUCGAAGAGAAUUGGAUUUCUCAGACUUCGCGGUUGUUGCAGCCUAAUGAGGGGGAGUUUCAAUGGAUAUGA